This is a messenger RNA of Vicia faba (fava bean), 354 nucleotides long. The record is from the annotation of a GenBank genome assembly. NCBI's taxonomy places the organism in Eukaryota, Viridiplantae, Streptophyta, Magnoliopsida, Fabales, Fabaceae.
AUGGGGAAAGUUAUACAUUUCCUUAACACUAAAAAAGUGAAAGACCUGAACGAACAAGCAUGUAAAGAACUUCAAGUUUUAUGGGAUGAACUUAAAAAAUUUAAAUUUGAUCUUACUUGGCUAGAGCCACAAGUGCAAUCUGGUUUAGGAAUUGGAAGUUAUGUGGAGAAAGCUCUUGAGGUUGAAAAACUGAAAGGUAAUGUUGCAGAUCUAGAGAUGGAAAUAGAGACGCUAAAGGCAAAAUUGGCUGCUGCUGAGGUAAAUCUUGAUAUAGAAAGAGACUUGUUGAAAGCCGGAGGUAUCAAAGAAAGAGAUUUGAAUUCUGAAUUGAGUUCUGGAAGUUGGAAGCCAUAG